This is a messenger RNA of Phacochoerus africanus (Common warthog), 1592 nucleotides long. RefSeq names its product potassium two pore domain channel subfamily K member 17 (gene KCNK17). The transcript has 5 exons. Gene Ontology annotation, cellular component: membrane. Bases 141 to 1172 code for a protein of 343 amino acids. NCBI's taxonomy places the organism in Eukaryota, Metazoa, Chordata, Mammalia, Artiodactyla, Suidae. Gene Ontology annotation, biological process: stabilization of membrane potential; potassium ion transmembrane transport. Gene Ontology annotation, molecular function: potassium ion leak channel activity. The record is from RefSeq and is a predicted model, not a curated record.
UGUCCCUGGGAUUGGAACGGCUGUCACAUUCCCUGGCACUGCCUGCCCUACUGAGAAAACUGGGCACCGACAGGCAUUGUCUAGAGAAGGGACCAGCCGAGCUCCUUCCUAGCCCUUCCUGUCCACCGCAGGUCUGGUCCAUGGCUCUGGGCUCCAGCCUCCCCGCCUCUCCCGCUGUGUGCAGACAGAGAGCCCGCGAGGCGCCUGAGGGCAGGGGCCAGGGGUGUGCAGUGCCUGGCACAUUGCUCCUGCUGCUCGCCUACCUGACUUACCUGGCCCUGGGCACCGUCGUGUUCUGGCUUCUGGAGAGCCCCGUGGCCCAUGACUCCAGCAGGAGAUUCUGGCGCGACAAGUGGGCACUGCUGCAGAACUUCACGUGUCUGGAUGGCCCGGCGCUGGACUCGCUGAUCCGGGGCAUUGUCGAAGCCUACCAAAAUGGGGACAUCGUCCUUGGCAACACCACCAGCAUGGGGCGCUGGGAGAUUGUGGGUUCCUUCUUCUUCUCCGUGUCCACCAUCACCACCAUUGGCUACGGCAACCUGAGCCCCCGCACGAUGGCCGCCCGCCUCUUCUGCAUCAGCUUUGCACUGGUGGGGAUCCCGCUCAACCUCGUGGUGCUCAACCGACUGGGGCAUCUCAUGCAGCAGGGGGUGCACCGCUGUGCCCGCAGGCUGGGGGGCGUCUGGAAGGACCCAGCCAAGGCCCGAUGGCUGGCAGGCUCCAUCACCCUCCUGUCUGGCCUCCUGCUCUUCCUGCUGCUGCCCCCGCUGCUCUUCGCCCACGUGGAGGGCUGGAGCUACCUGGAAGGCUUCUACUUCGCCUUUAUCACCCUCAGCACCGUGGGCUUCGGCGACUACGUGAUUGGGAUGGACCCCUCACGGAAUUACCCACUGUGGUACAAGAACACAGUGUCUCUGUGGAUCCUCUUUGGGAUGGCGUGGCUGGCCUUGAUCAUCAAACUGAUGCUCUCCCUGCUGGAGGCCCCACGAGGAUCGUAUUCCUGCUACCGCCACAGCUCCAAGGGGAACUUCAAGGCCCAAAGCUGGAGGCAGAGCCCUGAUGGGGAGACAGAGCCCCACUCCACGCAGCCAGGCUGCUGUCCAGAGGGGCCUAUCAUCAUGCAGCAUCCAGAACCCUCUACACAGGUCUCAGGCUGCGGAAAGGAGAGCUAGUUAUAUUCCAGUAUUUGUUCCACCUUCUUCCCCAGCAAUAAGAUCCCUGAUUUUAAGUUUGUCAUUUGACCACCCAGACUAAAGUCUACAUCAUCUGUCUUCCCUUGAAGCUAGGUGCAGCUACAUGUUUAAAUUUCACCCAACAGGAUACACAGAGAAGUAUUCUGUGUGACUUUCAAUGUGUGAGGAUAGCUCCUCUUUAUCACUUUCAUCUUCCAGCUGGCUGCAAUGCUGAUUGGUGGCUGGCGCUCUGGCAGCCAUACUGCACCAUGAGGUAGAGACCAUGCUUGAAACUGGUGACACAAUUAGAUGGAAAGUCUGGAUUGCUGAUGUUUUGCCGCCAUAACAAACUUGGACUGAAUAUCACCCAAUUUCAUUUUUAUAAGAGAGAAAUAAAUAUCAGUCUUAUUUAAAACACUA